AUGUAAGCUAAUUGUUGACUUUGUGGUUAAUUUAGCUGUGUUGGCAAAUUUGCACGUGCUUGUUUUGUUAAAGAAGCUAAUUUCCAAAAUACCCAAAGACAAAACUUUUGUGCUAAUUUAGAAUAUGGGCAGAGGGGGGUAGUGUACCCAAAACUUAGGAGAAAUACUUCAACAUAUUUUUACUCAAGUAAAAGUGAAAAGUAGCCACACCCCCAAAUAUUACUCAAGUAAGAGUAAAAAGCAUGUGGUAAUAAGGCUUCAAGUACUAAGAAACUGAUCAAAACAUCAGAUGGACCAAAAUAUGAAGUUAUGUGGAAAUCUAGGAUAUUUUAUGGACGAAAAUGUAAAUAAUUCAAAUAAAUAACAUAAUUACAAAAUAACAAGAGCAGGCAAAAGGAAAUAAAUCCGUAAUUUAUUUCAAUGUAAAGUUUAUUAGACAUUAAUAAAACCAUGUGUCUGUUUCUGGUGAAUUUACUCCAAAAUACUCCAAAAAGUAAUUUUUCCCCCAAAAAAGUUACAAUUCACAAUGGUUGGACACCUUGAAAAUCAUACAUUUGCCCUAUACUUUUCAUACAGCCUUCAGACUGAACUUUAGUGAAAAAUUUACUUGCUUUCUUCAUAAGUUUAUCAAGAUCUCAUCAGGACAAUGUAAAAAAUCGUUUUAGUGAGACUUCAUUGUGUGUGCUUGGUUAAAUUUUCCUGAGAUAACAUGUAAACACCCAGUUAGUCUCCUGCUGUCAAAAAUCCUCUCAAAACCAGUGGCUGCCUUCCUUCUUGCCACCAUGGAGAUUCCUCUAGUCGCAUCAAGUCAUUAGCUCAGGUAAUCCACUUGUGGCCUGGUGCUUUGAUUAUGAGAUCUUGGUCAGGGAGUCAGGACUAAACGAGCGUCAGCCGCAGAGAGGAAGAGCUGGACAUUCAGAGUCGCAUCCUUCAUGGGGCCUCGGUGUUGAUGUUCUAAUCGGACUCGCUCACAGCGGUGAAUGACCUGAUCCGGGCGGACUUGUGGAUAAUGCAACUGAGUAAAUGGCUGCUUAAAUUCAUACUGGAACAGCAGGCAGACAGCCAAACAACGAGGCCAGCUGCUACCGGAUAAGCAAGGCUGUCACGAACAGUCAUGGGAUGUGGCGUCUCAAAGUCCAGCCAGUUCAACAAACAUUCCAGGAAAGCCGUCACCACUAUAAGAGCUGCUGUCCUGAUUCAACGAUGGUACCGGCAAUAUGUUGCUCGCACAGAGAUGAGACGGAGAUACACCUGGCACAUCUUCCAGUCCAUCGAAUACUCCGGAGAACAAGCCCAGAUCAAGCUUUAUAACUUCCUCGGCUACCUCAUGGACAACUUCACACCAUCCAGCACAGAACGAAAUUUGAUCUCGCACAUCUUCAGGGAGAAUGAUGUCUGUUGGGACUCAGAGUGGGAGCGGUACUUCUGCUAUAAGAACAUCGAAGUGCCGGAGGUUUACUCCGGGCCGCACCUCACCUUCCCGCUGACGGUGGAGCAGGCAGUCGGCCUGCUAGAGGCCUUCAGGAGCAAGAAACAGCUGCACUCUCGCUACGUGCUGGAGCUGCUGCUGGAGACGUGGAAGCUGCUCCGCAUGCUGCCAAACAUCAACCGCAUCUCCACCUGCCACAGCAAGGAAAUCACUAUCUGCGGUGAUUUGCAUGGACAGCUGGAGGAUCUGCUGCUGAUUUUUUACAAGAAUGGCACGCCGUCCUUAGAGAAGCCCUACGUGUUUAAUGGAGACUUCGUCGACCGAGGAAAAGACUCCAUUGAGAUUCUCCUCAUCCUGUUUUCGUUCAUGCUUGUUUAUCCGUGUGACGUCUACUUGAACAGAGGCAACCAUGAGGACCACAUCAUCAACCUCAGGUAUGGAUUCACCAAGGAGGUGCUGACUAAAUACAAGAUUCACGGAAAGCGGAUCUUGAAGCUGCUGCAGAAGAUUUUCAGCUGGUUGCCAUUAGCAACCAUCAUCGAUCAGAAGGUGCUAGUCCUCCACGGCGGUAUCUCCGACUCUACGGAUCUCAGCGUUCUGACCAAAGUGAACCGAUACAAUUAUGUUUCAGCGCUGCGGCCUCCGAAGAGGAGGAACCACAGCUCGGCGGGCAUGUCCAUCGACAUCGACAUGGACGACGACCUCUGGAGCACCAGUAAGAUCUACCAGCGCCGGCCGUCCCUCACGUAUCCCAAGCCGCUCGGACCGCGGGAGUGCUUCCACAACCGCUCGCUGCAGGACUUCUCGACCCGGAUCAAGGCCAACAUGGAGAACGAGCUGGAGCACAGCAAGAGGAGAGAGGUCAUCCUGGCAGCGGCGCUCCACAGGUCACAGCAGGACAUUCUGUCUGCGUCCACCGACUCUGUGAACAGCGACAACAUCAAGGACGAGUGGAGGCAGAUUCUGGACCUGCUGUGGAGCGACCCGAUGAACCAGGAUGGCUGCAUACCCAACGAGGUGAGGGGCGGAGGCUGCUACUGGGGUCCGGACGUCACUGAGGACUUCCUGAACAGACACAACAUGCAGCUCAUCAUCCGCUCACACGAGUGUAAACAGGAGGGCUACGAGUUCUGCCACAACCGGAAGGUCCUCACUCUGUUCUCUGCCUCAAAUUAUUACGACGUGGGAAGCAACCGGGGGGCCUACGUGAAGUUGGGUCCAGACCUCGUGCCUUAUGUGAUCCAGUACCAGGCCAGUAGCAUGACCAGAGAACUCACCGCCAGGCAAAGCGUCGGGCGAACCGAACGCUCGGCCCUGAAAGUCCUGCGGGAGCAGCUGUUUGCGCACAAGUCAGACCUCCUCUGUGCCUUCAAAAAGGUUGACACAAAGAACGCAGGUUUGGUGUCCCUGAUUGACUGGGCCUCAGCGGUGGAGAGCGUUAUGCACCUGAAUCUGCCGUGGCGGAUGCUGCGCUGUCAGCUGGUCACCUGCAAGUCGAGCGACGGCAUGAUCGACUACUACGACUGGUUCAACGAACUCGCCAUCAAAGGGCCCAACACAGACCACAUCGACCAGAGCCUGCUGGAAACUUUGUACCGCCAUCGCUCCACUUUGGAGACCAUCUUCAGGAUCGUAGACACAGACAACUCAGGCUUCAUCAGCAUGGAGGACUUCCGGCAGACGUGGAAGCUGCUCAGCGUCUACCUGAAGAUGGCGAUCACGGACGAAGACAUCUGCAACCUGGCCGAGACCAUCGACAGCAACCACGACGGCAGCAUCGACAUCGACGAGUUCAUGGAGGCUUUCCGGCUCACGGACAAGAAGAGCCGCCUGGAGCGGGGACGCAGCAUGUUCAUGGCCACGACGUCGGACCUCACCAAGCUGGAGGGCGACCCCAACGUGUGACCCAGCAGACUCAAAACAGAUGUGCAGCCGCUCACGACACAAGCUGCUUUGAUGACGCACGCGGCGACGCAGGAUGGCGCAGAGAGGCAGCUGCGUCGGGGAUCACGGGGGAUUAGGUGGAGCUCUGAGAUCACGUGUUUGACGGUGAAGGUUCAUCUCAGCACGAGGAACAAGAGAGACGAAAACAACACAGGAAACAUUUUUUAAUAGCUACAAAACUGGAAUAAUGUGACAACUGCACUGUAAUUAAAAAAAUAAGUGUUA
Messenger RNA from Xiphophorus couchianus (Monterrey platyfish), 3598 nucleotides. RefSeq names its product protein phosphatase with EF-hand domain 2a (gene ppef2a). Gene Ontology annotation, biological process: detection of stimulus involved in sensory perception; negative regulation of MAPK cascade. Lineage: Eukaryota; Metazoa; Chordata; Actinopteri; Cyprinodontiformes; Poeciliidae. The transcript has 18 exons. Bases 1115 to 3334 code for a protein of 739 amino acids. Gene Ontology annotation, molecular function: calcium ion binding; iron ion binding; phosphoprotein phosphatase activity. The record is from RefSeq and is a predicted model, not a curated record.